This is a messenger RNA of Nilaparvata lugens (brown planthopper), 3044 nucleotides long. Its product is annotated as beta-1,4-glucuronyltransferase 1. The coding region runs from base 505 to 2049 and encodes 514 amino acids. Lineage: Eukaryota; Metazoa; Arthropoda; Insecta; Hemiptera; Delphacidae. The record is from RefSeq and is a predicted model, not a curated record. Gene Ontology annotation, molecular function: glucuronosyltransferase activity. The transcript has 8 exons.
AUAGAACAGUAGUGAUAAGAUCCACUUAUCUAAAUCGCCAGAGGGUUGUUUGAUACGGCUGAGGAAUGUGUCGUUACAGUGUGUUGCGCAUUCCUUGAGACAAGAGAACAUCCUCAAUGCCUCUAGGGAUGUACCUUCAUCUUCCUUGAAUCAGUGAACCAACUUUCAUUAUCUUCUAAAAGCCGGGCGAAGGUAGAACAAAAAUGUAUCCAACACGUGAUAGAAGUGAACCUGUAGAAAAAAUCUGAUAACUCCACAAUAGUGUCUUGUAGUGUUUGUUCGUAAUGGACUACUAUCAGUUCUAUAAGGGGUUUCGGUUUGAUUGUGUGUUAUUUCCAGGAUUGUUACCAGAGUCCAAAUUGUAUUAAGAGUAUUUCUCAUAAUGAAACAUAAUCAGUUUUGUGUGGAUGUUUGGUUAGAUUCCGGGCUGUCUCCGUGGUUGUACCAAUAUUUGUUUUUGGAUAGAAUCGCGUCACUGCUGAUACCAUAAGAUGCACUGUGUCGAUGUGUUUCCUCUUAUCAAGUCUUCCACGGGUAAAAAAGCCGGUAAUCAAUUAUGUAAGGGAUGCCAUGAACGAUUACUGCAGGCAAAUGCCAAAGCUAGGCCAAGGAAAAGCAAAGAGACCACGUUCAAUGGUUCAGGCAGGUUUCCGGCUGUGGAACAUCAGUCUGGUGAUUCUGCUAGUGUUGACCUUCUGCAACAUUCUGCUGACCAUUCGCCUACUGCACUUCGAGUGUCCGCGCCAGAUUCUCACUCAGGAGACGGUCACUGCGCUGCCCAGGCCCUUGACUGCUGCCCCUCCACAGGUAGCACCAUUGUGUGUUGGUGACGGACAAAAGGGAUGCAAGAGUGCUCACCAGGGGACAGGGGCUGGGGUAAGGGUGGGCGUGGCUGACCCCUCUUCCGAGUUCCGACUGGACCCCCGGCUCGGCCGAUGGGACAAACUGCAUCUUUACAAGCUAUUCGAUGCUGUUGUUGUGGGGGAAAGGUUUGCGGAGGUAUCUGAAGAGUACUCUGUGUGCCUGGCCACUCAGAGCUCGCUGGAGAAGCUGCAUUCUCUGGUGGAAGUGACUCAUCACUGGACGGGACCCAUUUCGGUGGCCCUGUUUGCGGCCGGUGACGGCGAAAUUCAUUUGCUCAAAGGCUACGUGUCCUACCUGCGUAGAUGCUACCCGCCGAUCAGGGAGCGGGUGACCUUCCACAUGGCGUUCUCCAAGGACAAGGUGCCUAGCAUCGUGAGUGGUUCGGAGGACACCACUCAGUACGACUGCAACCACCCCGAGGUCACCCUGAGGCUGCUGGCCAAUAAGCGGUCACCGGCCACCGUGAGAUGGCGCACCAGGAACCCCUAUCCUCAGAAUCAUCUCAGGAACCUGGCUCGCAAGAACUGCCAGGGCAAGUAUGUGUUCAUGACAGAUGUCGACAUUGUGCCAAGCAGUGGAAUGGCUAAGGAGUUGGAUACUUUCAUGGAGAAGGCUCAUUGUAAAGGUCUAUGCGCUUACGUGAUACCCACAUUCGAGUUGGAUGAACGUGUGAGGUUCCCCCGCAACAAGACUGACCUCGUUCGACUGGUGGGCAAAGGACUAGCCAGGCCCUUCCAUCAGAAAGUGUUCAUUUUCAACCAGUUUGCAACCAAUAGUUCUAGGUGGAUCAAAGACAUUGGCUCAAAUGAGAUCCACGUGAGUCAUAAUGUUACAAACUAUGAGUUUCUCUACGAGCCAUUCUAUGUCGCAUCGGACACGGUACCACCCCAUGAUGAGCGCUUCAUUGGAUAUGGAUUCACUAGGAAUAGCCAGGUGUACGAGAUGCACGUGGCAGGCUACCAGUUUCAGGUGCUGUCUCCUGUGUUCAAUUGCCACUGGGGUUUGCAGGUGCGCAAGAGUCGGCCAUCUUGGCGCGAGGCGCAGAACAACCAGAAUCGGCGUCAUUUUGACGCGUUCAAGCGCGAAAUUUACGCGCGCUACAACAAACCCUAUCCAAGUGUGGCCAAACCCAAGCCAAAACCACCCAAAGUCGAAGACGACAAAAAGGAGAAGAAAAACAGAUGAGUGACAGCUGUGCCAGGGGCACAGGGAACACGGAAUUGGCUUUCAAACCAGUCAGGGAACACGGAAUCGAGUCUUAGGCCAGUCAGGGGCAUGGAAUUGAGUAUCAAACCAGUAAGGGAACUCGGAAUUGAGUGAGUCUUGAAGACUCUCAAAUCAGACAAUUUGGAAAAUAUUAUUAAGCUGGCCACUGACGAGCGUUUCAACAUGACACCCAAAAUGUCCUCUGAUUGGCUAAUUCUCACAAACAGCUGAUUCUCAGCCAAUCGUAGAACAUUCUGAGUGUCAUGUUACGCUCGUCAGCGAAUUAGAAAACACAUUAGAAUGGAUUCUCAACAAAUUAGAAUGGUAACACGCAACUAAAAUCUGCAGGGGAACUUAGAAUCGAGUCUUGAAUCAUGAUUCUGCGAGUCUUAGAAUCGUGAAAGCUCUUGAGUCAGUUAGACAACCCAUAUCCGAAUCUUACACCAGCAGGCAACUCAGAAUUUGAUAUUGUAGGUUUUAGAGUCAGUCAGAGAACUCGGAACCAAAUCCUAACAAAUCAGGUAACUCGGGUUGAGUCUUGAAAGCUAUUUACGGAACUCAGAACUGUAUAUUGUAACUUUUCGUGUCAGAAUAGAGUUGCUACUGUUCACCUUCUCCAAUAUUUGGUUUAAGACAAGUAACAGAACUUCGAACAGACUUCAAUAAAGUCAAUAAAGGGGAACUAAGAACUGAAUCUUGAAACUUCUCUAAACAGAAAAUCAUAUUGCACUAUAUAUAUGUUGGAGUAAUUAACAACACAUAAAUAUUCAUACAGACACUACUUUCACACACUAUUCCACAUACUCACAUUCCUAUAAUUGGCUCAAAUUAAUUGCCUAUUGCUAUUAUUUUUUGUUACCAAAAACCGAUCCAGUAAAUAUUGUCCUUGGCAUAUCAGUAAAUACAUUAUGUUAUCGUUAGAUCUUAGACAUCAUCAAUAUGGAAUGUUUAUAUUAAAGAUAUUUUUUAAAAUG